Papaver somniferum (opium poppy) is the source of this 1548-nucleotide messenger RNA. RefSeq names its product cytochrome P450 89A2-like. Gene Ontology annotation, molecular function: oxidoreductase activity, acting on paired donors, with incorporation or reduction of molecular oxygen, NAD(P)H as one donor, and incorporation of one atom of oxygen; iron ion binding; heme binding. The transcript is spliced from 2 exons. Gene Ontology annotation, cellular component: membrane. The record is from RefSeq and is a predicted model, not a curated record. NCBI's taxonomy places the organism in Eukaryota, Viridiplantae, Streptophyta, Magnoliopsida, Ranunculales, Papaveraceae. Bases 91 to 1293 code for a protein of 400 amino acids.
GUAAGGUCAUCUAACCUUUUGGUUAAUGCUGCAUGGUUGUUAAUUCCUGGUUCAUAUUGUUAUCAAUCCUCACAAUUUAAAUACACAUGCAUGCAUACUAACAACCAUCUCCUGAAACUAUUUCACAUAUCUCCAACUCCAAUGGAACAUUCUAUUUGGUACAUAAUCCUAAUCACACUCUCCUCUUGUGCAACUCUUAAAGCUCUAUUCAACCAUCUUCAGACCCCAUAUAAGAAAUUACCACCCGGUCCCGUUUUAAUCCCAAUCAUAACAAGUUUCCAAUGGCUCAGAAAAUCUUUCGCAGAUUUAGAACCAACACUUAUAAAUCUCAAAAGAAAAUAUGGACCAAUCAUAACUUUAUCAAUUGGUCAUCGUAAAUUUAUUCUCAUUACAAGCUCAAUUUUAGUUCAUCAAGCCCUAAUUCAAAAUGGAGCAAUUUUCGCUGAUCGUCCACCACCAUCAGAAACAUUAAAAAUUAACUCAAGUAAUCAACAUAAUAUCAGUGGAGCUUCUUAUGGUCCUCUAUGGAGACUACUUCGGAGAAAUCUUACUCUUUAUAUUCUUCAUCCAUCAAAGAUCAAAUCAUUUUCACCAGCUCGAAAAUGGGUUUUGAAUAUGAUAGAAAAAAGUAUACAAAAAGAAUCAAAUUCAGGGCACGACCCUGUUCUUGUUGGUACUGAUACUACAUCAACAGCUUUACAAUGGGUUAUGGCUAAUUUGGUGAAGCACCAAGAGCUUCAAUCCAAAUUAUAUGAUGAGAUCAGAACAUUAGAUUCUGAUCUUGAUGAGAUACAAGAAGAAAAUUUGAAGAAACUGUCAUAUUUGAAAGCAAUAAUUCUGGAGGGAUUAAGAAGACAUCCACCUGGCCAUUUUGUUCUCCCUCAUGCAGUUACUCAAGAUGUAACGUUAGAUGGAUAUAUUAUACCAAAAGAAGCUAUAGUGAAUGUCAUGGUAGCAGAAAUUGGGUGGGAUCCCAAAGUAUGGGAAGAUCCAACGGUGUUUAAACCUGAGAGAUUCUUGAAUCAACAUAAUGGUAUGUUAAAUGAAGAAUUGUCAGAUGUAACAGGGAACAAAGAGGUUAAUAUGAUACCAUUUGGAGCUGGUAGAAGAAUGUGUCCUGCUUUUGGUUUGGCAAUGCUCCAUCUUGAGUAUUUUGUUGUUAAUUUCAUCAAAGAAUUCAAGUGGACGGCUAAGGUUGGAGAUGAUAUAGAUUUGUCAGAGAAACAAGAGUUUACUACGGUCAUGAAGUAUCCAUUGUGGGCUCAUGUGUCUCCAAGGGAAGAAGAAGAUUAGUAGUGUUUUCUUUUUUGUCGUUAUAGUGCUUAAUUAAGGUUUAAAUAAGUUUUCGUCCAUGCAGAUCUGGAAUUGUACAGUAAAAUUUGAUAAAGGGGGUUACCCGCUUUACCCCGCUGUUAGAAAUUCGACCCGAUUCUUGCAUUUGUGCUAUUUAUUUCUUACUGUAUAGAGGGUGUAUCCUUCAGCUGUGUUUUUAGGAAUACUUUAGCUAGUUAUUUAGUCAAUUAUUAGUCUCUACCUGUAAUCCUUCAA